Cuculus canorus (common cuckoo) is the source of this 1703-nucleotide messenger RNA. Its product is annotated as RNA-binding protein 4B. Gene Ontology annotation, molecular function: zinc ion binding; mRNA binding. The transcript has 4 exons. Gene Ontology annotation, cellular component: cytosol; nuclear speck. The record is from RefSeq and is a predicted model, not a curated record. Bases 106 to 1209 code for a protein of 367 amino acids. Lineage: Eukaryota; Metazoa; Chordata; Aves; Cuculiformes; Cuculidae. Gene Ontology annotation, biological process: mRNA splicing, via spliceosome.
GCGGGAAGGAGCGCGGGCAGCGCCGGCGCCAUUUUGUGAGCGGAGCGCGGCGGGAGAGGCGCAGUCUCACCGUCCCGGUUGCGUUUUGGGCGCAGGGCGGUCAAGAUGGUGAAGCUUUUCAUCGGGAACCUUCCGCGCGAGGCGACGGAGCAGGAGAUCCGCUCGCUCUUCGAGCAGUACGGGAAGGUGCUGGAGUGCGACAUCAUCAAGAACUACGGCUUCGUCCACAUCGAGGACAAAACGGCGGCCGAAGACGCCAUCCGGAACCUCCACCACCACAAACUCCACGGCGUCUGCAUCAACGUGGAGGCGAGCAAGAACAAGAGCAAAGCCUCCACCAAGCUGCACGUGGGCAACAUCAGCCCGGCCUGCACCAACCUGGAGCUGCGGGCCAAGUUCGAGGAGUACGGCCCCGUCAUCGAGUGUGACAUCGUUAAGGAUUACGCCUUCGUCCACAUGGAGCGCGCCGAAGACGCCGUCGAGGCCAUCCGCGGGCUGGACAACACCGAGUUCCAAGGCAAGCGGAUGCGCGUGCAGUUGUCCACCAGCCGGCUCCGGACGGCGCCCGGGAUGGGAGACAAGAGCGGCUGCUACCGCUGCGGGAAGGAGGGGCACUGGUCUAAGGAGUGCCCGGUCGAUCGCCCGGGCCAAGUGGCGGACUUUGCCGAGGCCUAUAACGAGCAGUACGGCGCCGUGCGCACGCCCUACGCCACCGGCUACGGCGAUGCCGUCUAUUACGAUGAGGCCUACGGCGGGAUGGCCGACUACUACAAGCGCUACCGCGUCCGCUCCUACGCCACGGCCUCUGCGUACGACGCCUACGCGGAGCAGACCAUGGCCCAGUUCUCCCAGUAUGCCCAGUACUCCCAGGUCCAGUCCUCGGCCAUGGCCGCCACCACAGCCAUGGCCAGUCGCAUCCCCACCACCCUUGACGCGUACGAUCGAGCUCUGCUGCCGACCCCGGGCGCGGCGGCCGCCGUCGCCGCCGCCGCCACUGCCGCCGCGGCGGCCGCCUCCUCCUCCUAUUACACCCGAGAUCGAAGCCCCCUGCGCCGCACGGCCGCCGCGGCCACCACCGUCGGAGAGGCCUACACGUACGAGCGCGGGCAGCUCUCGCCGGUCUCCUCGGUUGCCCGCGCCUCGCUCUACGACAUGCAGCGGUUCGGGCGGGAUCCGUACGCGGACCGGGCGCGGUAUUCCGCCUUUUGAGCCGGAGGUAAGAUAGUUGCGGCUGGACGUCGGGUUCCCGUCGCACACGGCAGCGGCUCCGCGCGUCGCGGGGCUGCGCCGGCCUUCCCGAGCCGGCUUCCGCUAACGAGUCGGUUCCUAACGGACACUACGCUCCUCCCCAGCCCGGUUCCCCCCCCCUGCUUCCCACUCUCCGCUCUCGGGAUCCGCUUGCCGGGUAGUUUGGGGGUGUCCCCCCCCCUAGCUGGUCUAGGCUCAGGCGUGAGCGAGCGGAGCCGCCGCCGUCCCCGCAGCGCUUGCUUUGCUCCGUUCCCCCGGAGCCUUUCGCUUCCCUUUUUCCCCUUCAUUUUUUUUUAAGAGGGUGACUGACCCACUCGUAGCUUCGGAAUUCCCAGCUGUGUAGGUGACUCCGGGCCGGCGCGCAGGUGCCGGCGCGUUCCGGCACUCCCUCCUCGCCGCCGGUAGCGUCCCCGGCUCCCGUUUUCCCUGUCCCGGAAAAUAAAUUUUUAACAAAU